Molecule: messenger RNA, 3238 nt
Organism: Olea europaea var. sylvestris
Lineage: Eukaryota; Viridiplantae; Streptophyta; Magnoliopsida; Lamiales; Oleaceae
Exons: 2
Coding region: 754-1326 (190 amino acids)
Source: RefSeq, a predicted model, not a curated record
ACAAACAACACAAACCCUACAACUUCCAUCUCUCUCUCACGCAGCCACAUCCACAGUCCCACUCCACUUGCAGCGGUGCCGUAUCACCAAAUCACCGACAUCAGCCUGUCGUCGAUUGUCCAUAGUAGGAAGCUGGGGAAAUCAAGGAAAUAUUCGCUGUUUCUACGAGCAGCUGGUCCCUUACUACUGUUGUUUUGGGCACAAACUUUAUGACAAUUUAUCAUACAUCUUCAAUCACAUUGGUGAGAAUAAUUUGGAUUGAAUAGAGUCAUGGUGAACACUGAACAGGUAUGUUUCUUGGUCUUUUAUUUUGAUAAGUUACAGUUUUCUCAAGCUCAAUGUUGUUAAGCUUGGUACACUUACUGUUGAUUUGUUUUUGUUUGGGAUCUUUGGCUUUUGCUCUUGAUUGCAGGGUGUCUUAUUUACCCGUUUAUUUUGUGAGUGGUUGAAAAACUAAUAAAAACAUAAUAACUUUAUAUUAGUUAGUGAAAGUUAACACUGAAAAACUAUUUCCACGAUCAAUAUCCACAAGUCAAAAAUAUGACAAAAAAUAUAGACAUGGCUUUAUAAUAAAAUGAAAGCACGUCUCUAUGAAUAUAACACAUGAUGCAAACCAAGCCUAAGAAAUAUCCCUACAUACGUACUUGCAGGCGCCCUCAAUGACUAAAUUGGGGUGUUGAACCUAUAAAUGAAUGGAAGCCUUCAGAAUUUACAGCAAAGAAGACCCAAUCUCCAACUCCUGCUACUUCUAAAAUGUCUCCUGCGUGUUUAGAUCAUGAUUUCUUUUCCCGAACCACCAACCCAACCCAACCCGACCGACAUUUGGUUGGGGUGGGUUGGGUUGGGUUUCAAUUCAUACAUGGGUUGGGUUGGGUUGGGUUGGGUUGUAUUUUAAUCAAAUCGACAUUAUUAGGUCAGGGCAAAAAAUCGACCCAACCCAACCCAUGCCUACCCUUACAAAAUACUGAUGGUUCUAAAUCUGUUGUUUGUAAGAAUGGACCUGAUAUUCAAGGAGACCCAAAAGAAUGGGUGCUAGAUUCUGGUUGCACUUUCCAUAUGUGCCUCAUUAAAAAUUGGUUUAUUGAACUUGUUGAUCUUAGUGGAGGACAAGUUCAAAUGGGAAAUGACAUGAGUUGUCAGAUAAGGGGAACUGGGAAAUUGAAUCUUCUGUUAAGCAACAACUAUAUACUUGAACUUGAUAAAGUCAGAUAUGUACCUGAACUAAAAAGAAACUUGAUUUCUUUAGGAGAAUUGGACGAGAAGUAUGACAUAAGGAUUCAUAAAAGCCUUAUAAGAUUGAUCCUUAACAAUAAAGAAGUCAUAUGACAUCUCCUAAAAUAAAUGUCAUCUAUACUCUUCAAGCUGAACCUUUAGUAGGUUAUGGCUCUCCAGCUAUUAAUUCAUCCUUUUAAUAAGUCAUUAAUAUGGCGUAGAAGACUUAGCCAUAUGUCUGAAAAGGGACUGACAAUUUUAAAUAAAAUGGAAUGUUUUGGAAAAGAUAAUAUUGAAAAGCUAAGUUUUUGUGAAGAUUGCAUAAUUGGAAAGCAAAGCAAAUUACCUUUUAAAUCUGGAACCCACAAAUCUACUGUUAUUUCAGAAUAUUUACAUGCUGACCUUUGGGGUCCUGUAUCUGUAAAUACUCUGAGUGGAUUCAGAUUUUACCUGCUCAUUGUAGAUGAUUUUUCAAGAAAAAUAUUAUCUUUUCUCUUAAAGCACAAGUUCGAUACUUUUCAAAAUUUCAGACAACAGAAAUGAAUGAUUGAAAAUCAAACCAAUAAGAAAAUCAAAGCACUAAGGAUUGAUAAUGGCCUUGAAUUCUAUAAUUUGGAAUUUGAUUCGUUUUAUAAGGAAUCUUGAAUUUUAAGGCAUAGAACUGUAACAUACACCCCUCAGCAGAAUGGAGUUGCUGAAAGGAUGAAUAGAACCUUAUUAGAGAAAGUCAGGUGUAUGUUACAUAGUUCUGGACUUCCAAAGUUUUUUUGGGGUGAGGUCCUAAAAUAACAACAUAUCUUAUAAAUAGAAGUCCCUCAAUUGUCAUUGAUUUUGAAGUCUCAAAAAAUUUGUGGUCAAACUCUAUUCCUGAUUAUAAUGGACUUAUCUAAGAAGUCAUGGCUCAAUUACAACUUGAUAUCACAAUGACAAUAUUCCCUAAAAGCAGCCUUGUUGACUAAAGUAAAGGACCAGAGGUCUCGCGCUUUUGUUUUGUGGGAAUACCUGCCUGGAUAAACAUCCCGUUUACCAAACAAGACAUCGAGAGUGUCACUUAACCAUUCCCCUCCUGCAGCCAAAGUAAAAUAGGAGAUCUUUGGGUCUCGGCCAUCACUUAAAGAGACCCGAAAAAAAUGCCAUUUUUUUGCCCUGUUAAAACUUGAUUGAAUGAUCUCACAUGGUCAGUUUUUGGCUGUACUGCAUACUCCCAUCAAAAUGAAGGUAAACUUGAACCAAGAGCCUUGAAGUGUGUCUUCUUGGGGUAUGGGAAGGAAACUAAAGGGUAUAGACUUUGAGUUAAAUGUCAAAAAGGUUAUAGGGUUACCAUCAGUAGAAAUGUCAUCUUCAAUUAAAAUGAAUUUGUCCCAUCAAAAUGUAUAUUUCACGAUGACACAUAUAAUUUGUUGUUUUUUCCUUUUUUGGGUGGUUUGUAUCGAUUGGAACUAGAAGUCCCAGAGCAAGUGACUGGUAUACUAUCAUCACAAAACUACCUUUUUAUUUUUAUGAAUGUGUGCAUCAAGAUUGCAUGUAUAUGUCUUGAUGACACGUAUAAGUCGUUGCCCCUUUUUUUGGGUGGUUUGAGCUUCUCAAUUAGGAAGGAGUAACGUAUUUUUGUGUUUAGUAUUUAAUAUGAAAAUACAAGAAAAAAAAUCACAAUAAAAAAUAUAACUGGCAUUACUAUUGAUGGAGCAAAUAAUGGAUGGUAGGCUGUCUUCUUAUUUGCUGUGAUAAUUUGGUGUACACUUUUAAUUGCAUGAUUGCGAUAUGUUCUUUAUUUUCUUUUAAUUUAAAUUUUGUGGUUAGUAAUAUGAAUAUAGGUAAAAGUUCAUGGAAUUUAAUCAAUAAUUUUAAGUAGUCUUUUUAGAAGGGAAGUAUAAUAGAAUCAUUAUAAUUUUACGGUACAAUCCCCCAGUCAUUGUUCUUUAUUGACAAAAUAAGUAAUGAGUGCCGAAUAAUGUCUAAGAUUGUUCGAUGAUGACUUUACAAUUAUAAUAAUAAAUUAAAAAUUCAAAUGUUAAUAAUGUUAUUC